Pongo pygmaeus (Bornean orangutan) is the source of this 677-nucleotide messenger RNA. RefSeq names its product putative prolyl-tRNA synthetase associated domain-containing protein 1. Bases 124 to 642 code for a protein of 172 amino acids. The transcript has 2 exons. Gene Ontology annotation, molecular function: aminoacyl-tRNA deacylase activity. Lineage: Eukaryota; Metazoa; Chordata; Mammalia; Primates; Hominidae. The record is from RefSeq and is a predicted model, not a curated record.
GGCACCAGCACUACGCUGCCGGCGUCGGCCGAGUUCCCUCUGGGCAGUUCCGCCUCAGGCUCCGGUCUGCGCAGUCGCGGGAGGCAGUGCAGUUUUUCCGCCCAUCGCCACGACAGCGGCUGCAUGGCGGGCGCGGAUUUGCGGGCGGCGCUCGAGCGGCGACUCGGUGCCCUGGCCAUCCACACUGAGGUCGUGGAGCACCCCGAGGUAUUUACAGUUGAAGAAAUGAUGCCUCAUAUCCAACAUCUGAAAGGAGCACAUAGUAAGAACUUAUUUCUUAAAGACAAAAAGAAAAAGAAUUAUUGGCUGGUGACAGUUCUUCAUGAUAGACAAAUUAAUUUAAAUGAGCUUGCCAAGCAGUUAGGUGUUGGGAGUGGAAAUCUGCGAUUUGCUGAUGAAACAGCCAUGCUAGAAAAACUAAAAGUUGGUCAAGGCUGUGCCACACCCUUGGCACUUUUCUGUGAUGGUGGAGAUGUGAAGUUUGUUCUGGAUUCUGCUUUUCUCCAAGGUGGACAUGAAAAGGUGUACUUUCAUCCAAUGACCAAUGCUGCAACCAUGGGAUUGAGCCCUGAAGACUUUCUCACAUUUGUGAAGAUGACAGGACAUGAUCCCAUAAUACUAAAUUUUGAUAAAAACAACUAACUGGGCCAAUGUUUAGAAUAAAUUUCUUUCUGAAA